AAUUGGCCGAUGUUGAAACACACCACGAAGUUAGCAUUCUCCAGAGCCUUUGGUGGGAGAUGCUGCGAAUCGACACCCGUUGAUGCAGCAGCAGCAACAGCAGCACCACCACCACCAGAAGGCGAAGAAACUGCUGCCGAUAGACACGAGCCGCAUCAUGUUCAGACAUAG
Messenger RNA from Gongylonema pulchrum, 171 nucleotides. NCBI's taxonomy places the organism in Eukaryota, Metazoa, Nematoda, Chromadorea, Rhabditida, Gongylonematidae. The record is from the annotation of a GenBank genome assembly.